AUGUCCGUUGAGGUAGAUAGGCUUCCCUGUGAGGGCUCAGCUGAAGAAGCAGUGGUCGAGUUUACCCAUCAAUCAGAGAAGCUGUCCUUCCAGCCGCCAGAUAGCCCGGACAACAAAGGUGUCGCCAUCGAAGCCAUCUUUGUCGCGCCCCAAGAUGCCGUUAUCGUUACAUCGGAUGGAAACCGUCUUCCUGCCGUUCCGGUAACCGAAGCCUACAAGCUUAACGUGUUGAGAGACGAAGCCGAAAGACACGAUGGAGUCAAGGUACACGUUAGGGAAGCCAGUGGCUCGCGCGAUACGUUCAAGGAAACAGAAGAUUCAGAAGGAGACAGAGUCCUCAGUUUUCCCAGCGAAGAGGAUGAGAAGAAGCGCAACACCUCAGACUCGACCGACGGCAACCUCAAGAGGUCGAUGCCUCCUUCUUACACCCACCCUCUGUUCCCGCCCUUACCGCUUUACGGUCCGCCAUCGCGCUGGCGAGACAUCCAAUGUCUGCUGUUUCGCUUCAGCUCAUUCUUCCUCAGUCUGGCAUUCCUGGGCGUCAUUGUCCUGGGCUCCCUUUUCACCAGUAUACCACCUGCAUUUCAACACAUAUGGAAGCGGCUGGGUUCCAAAGAUCCAGAUGCCGACCGGCCAUUUUACCAGGAGGAGAGGCGACGGAAGCAAUUGCGAGAGAAACAACUCCGCCUAUGGAGGCGCAGGAAGUCGGCGCGCCACCUUGACCACCAAGACAGUGAAGACAACGACGAAAGCGAUAGUGACGUCAAGGCCGUGGGCCCCGACCCAAUCGUGUGCGACAUAGGCUUUUAUGCCCGCCGUGUUGGGCUCGACGUUGAGACCCAUCUUGUCGAAACCGAAGAUGGUUUUGUCAUCGAGCUUUGGCAUGUGUACGAUCCCGAAGAAUACACACCACUACCAGAAGAGGAGCGGCGGCACAAGGGACCCGACCUGUUCACAGGCAAAUUCAGGAGGGAACCAGGCCAGACCAAGAACAACAAGAAACCGAAAUUUCCCGUUCUUCUUAUGCAUGGCCUUCUCCAAAGCUCAGGCGCUUACUGCGUCAACGACGAAGACUCGCUUGCCUUCUUCCUCUGCAAAUCGGGCUACGACGUUUGGCUCGGCAACAACCGAUGCGGCUUCAAGCCUCGCCACGUCUUGCUUGAGUACUCGGAUCCGCGCAUGUGGUGCUGGAAUAUCCGGCAGAUGGGCGUCUUUGACCUGGCUGCUUUGACCUCGCGUGUCUUAUACGAGACUGGCUUCGAGAAGAUCGGACUGAUUGCCCACUCUCAGGGCACCACCCAGACAUUUGUCGCCUUAGCCAAAGAACAGCGGCCGGACCUGGGUGAAAAGCUCACCGUGUUUUGCGCCCUCGCCCCGGCGGCGUAUGCUGGUCCCUUGAUCGGCAAGAUGUAUUUCAAGUUCAUGCGCGUCAUCACCCCCGCCAUGUUUCGCAUGCUGUUCGGCAUUCACGCCUUCAUCCCCUUCAUGAUGACGAUGCACUCGCUUCUCCACCCGCGCGUCUACGGCUGGCUCGGGUACAAAGUCUUCUCGUUCUUGUUCAACUGGACCGACCGUCGCUGGGACAGGGACCUCAAGAACAGAAUGUUCCAGUUCGCGCCCGUCUACGUCAGUGCCGAAUCGAUGCGCUGGUGGUUGGGUAGGGAGUGCUUUGCUAAGCACAAGUGUAUCCUGGCCACCAAGGAGGAGUGGAGGGCAGAGGAGAAGGAGGAUCGAGAGCUGGACAAGCUUGACAAGCAAGAGAAGAGCCGGAACGAGAAGAAAGCGAACAAGAUCCUCAAGGCGGCAGAGCGCGAUAUGGAGGGCAAUCAUAAGUCAGAGAAAUCGAAGCAUGCGGCUCGCAGGAUGAGGCCCAAGGGCUCAAGGGCUUGGUACAACCACCAGGCACCGCCCUUCGCCCUUUGGGUAUGCGGAAACGACGCCUUGGUGGACGGAACUAAACUUCUGAGGAGGUUUGACGGCGGACGUGAGCCGCACGUUAAGGUAGUUCACAAGAAGGUCAUCGAGCAGUAUGAGCAUCUGGACGUCAUCUGGGCGAUGGAUGCUGUGGACCAGGUCUUCACGGAGAUCAGAGAGGUGUUGUGGAAGACCUGUAACGCCAGAGAUUUGUGCCGAGUUCCUGAGGGUUGCGAAGACGUGCCCGCUUGGAGUCCGGAUGGACAUGAAGAUACUCGAAAGGAGGUGGAUGACGGGAUGGAGUCGGAUUCCAGCAGUAGCGAUCAAGAUGAGUCUUCAUAG
This is a messenger RNA of Neurospora hispaniola, 2256 nucleotides long. RefSeq names its product alpha/beta-hydrolase. Gene Ontology annotation, biological process: lipid metabolic process. The record is from RefSeq and is a predicted model, not a curated record. Lineage: Eukaryota; Fungi; Ascomycota; Sordariomycetes; Sordariales; Sordariaceae. The transcript has a single exon. Bases 1 to 2256 code for a protein of 751 amino acids.